This is a messenger RNA of Onthophagus taurus, 646 nucleotides long. NCBI's taxonomy places the organism in Eukaryota, Metazoa, Arthropoda, Insecta, Coleoptera, Scarabaeidae. The record is from RefSeq and is a predicted model, not a curated record.
GUAAGAAUUAUUUUGAAAUGUGAAAUAAUGGAAGGACGUCACACGGGUCAAGUUAUUUCGACAAAAAUUGAAUCCAUCCUUGAAGAAUGGGGUAUAAAACACGAUGCUGUUCACUGUGUGGUAAAAAAGGUUGAAAAAAGUUUCAACACAUUUUAGUCAUUCCCUAGUAGCACAAGAUGAACUAAAAGCUAUACAGGAAAUAAGUAUGAAGCAAUUUCCAUUGUCAACAAUUCAAGAUUGUCCCACUAGGUGGAACAGCACAUUUUACAUGUUGGAGCGUUUUGUUAAAAUAAAGGAUUCUUUACUUUUAUACUUAUCUACAAAACAAUUUGUAUCAUUUUCUCCAGAUGAUUUGUCAACUGUUGACCUGUUGUUAAAAUUGUUGGCACCUUUCGAAGAACUUACUAAAGAAUUGAGUAACUCGAAGAACAGCAUUUCUAUGGUUAUACCACUUACGCACGUUAUCCUGACAACAUUAAAAGCUGCGAAAGAUAACCAGAAUACGCCAGAAAAAGUCAAAGCACUUUUCGUUAAAGUUAUACGAGAAAUAAGUGAAAGAUUUGGCGAUUUAAAUAAAAAUUUGCUAUGUUCGGUUUCUACGUAGUUAGAUCUGCGAUAUAAAACAAAGUUUUUUAACAGUUUUGAA